Molecule: messenger RNA, 1007 nt
Organism: Colossoma macropomum (tambaqui)
Lineage: Eukaryota; Metazoa; Chordata; Actinopteri; Characiformes; Serrasalmidae
Product: class I histocompatibility antigen, F10 alpha chain-like
Exons: 5
Coding region: 51-1007 (318 amino acids)
Biological process (GO): immune response
Cellular component (GO): external side of plasma membrane
Source: RefSeq, a predicted model, not a curated record
GAUAGCAGGAGUUUCUGCUGCUUAUUUCUGGUUCCAGGCUGCAGUGAGAGAUGGAGCACAUCAUAAAGUUCUCAAUUUUCCUCGCAUUUAUAGUUCAGCUGGCUUCAGCAGCCACCCACUCUCUGGACUACUACUUCACUGGAGUCACAUCAGGAAUCAGCUUCUCAGAGUUCACUGCUGUUGGACACGUGGAUGGACUUCAAUUUGCGUAUUACGAUAGCAACAGCAAGAAAGUGAUUCUAACAGCAGAUUGGAUAAAGAACUACAAUGAUGCACAGCACUGGAACUUGAUGACGCAGCUUGGGCAGGGUCAUGAGGCCACAUUCAAAUUUGAGCUGCCUUAUCUAAUGAAGCUUUUCAAUCAGACUGGAGGGAUUCACACAUGGCAGAGGAUGUUCGGCUGUAAACUGCAUGAUGAUGGAACCAAGACAGGAUACAGCCAAUACGGUUACGAUGGAGAAGACUUCAUCAGUCUGGAUCUGAGCACUGCCACCUGGACUGCAGCUAACGAUAAAGCUGUUAUUAUAAAACAGGAAUGGGAGAGUACAACUAGAGCCAAAACCCAGAAGAACUUUCUGGAGACCGAAUGCAUUGAGAGGUUACAAACGUAUGUGGAUUAUGGCAGAGCCACUCUGGAGGGGAAAGUUCCUCCUGAGGUGUCUCUGUUCCAGAAGGAUUCUUCUUCUCGAGUAGUGUGUCUUGCUACAGGUUUCUUCCUCAAAGCAAUGAUGAUCUCCUGGCAGAAGAAUGGAGAGGAUCUGCAUGAGGACGUGGAGCUCAGAGAGACGCUACCCAACCUGGAUGACACCUUCCAGAAGAGGAGCAUUCUGACUGUCUCACCUGAGGAGCUGGACAAACACAACUACACCUGCAUCAUUCAGCACAGCAGUCUGGAGAAAGAGAUAGUGUUACAUGUGAUGAAUCACAGAGCCAUGCAGAAAGGUGGGGCCCGAACACCGAGCGGUGACGAACCCCGGCAAGGACGGCGAGGAGAGAGCCACGAGUGA